Molecule: messenger RNA, 2088 nt
Organism: Pelagomonas calceolata
Lineage: Eukaryota; Pelagophyceae; Pelagomonadales; Pelagomonadaceae
Source: the annotation of a GenBank genome assembly
AAGGAGCCAAAAAGCGGUGUGCCAAACUCGAGGCUCGCGCUGCCAUUCAUCGGUAUCUCGGAGCGAUGCUACAGCUAACAAAAACCCAGCACUAAUCGUCCAGUGCUAACGCGCCGCUCCUUACAAAACAGCAGUCAGGGAACAACUGGAGUCAGGGAGGGACCACAGGAUGGACGCGAAAAUCGGCGCGUACGGCGCCUUGCCGUCCGCCGAGCUGCCAACGACGACGACACGACAACCGCCACGCCGCGAACGGCUCGCGUGCCUGCGCCCCGCGCACGUCGCGGCCGGCCUCGUCGCGAUCGCCGCCUGCGCGGCCCUGGCCGAGCGCGCCCGCAAGUUCCUCGCGCAGCCGCCCGCGCCUCCCGUGUGCGACUGGCGCGCGCCGGACUAUGCCAUCGUGGGCGGCGGGCCGGCCGGCUCGGUCGUCGCGUCGCGCCUCGCCAAGGACGGCCAGCACUGCGUGUUGAUUUUGGAGGCGGGCGGCCCCUACCGCGGCAACCCCGACUUCGGCGAGGCCUGGGACCUCGGCGAGAUCAAGGAGACGGACCGGACCAAAAACCCCGCGCCGACGGACGUGCCGCGCAUGUGGUCGGACGUGUCGCGCGUCGACAAUCUGAGGUGGCCCAUCACGUCGGCGGUCGUCGCGAAGAUGGUCGGCGGCUGCGGCGCCAUGAACGCCAUGAUUUAUCUAAGAGGACUACCCUACGACGUCGCGCGGUGGAACGUGAGCCGCUGGUCGUGGUCGGGCGUGUCGUCGGCCUACGCGCGGUUUGAAAGACGACUAGAUACGCGGGGGCGCGUGGCGCGACGGGGCGGCGGGCCGCAGCGCGGCUGGGCCGGGCCGCUCGCGACGCGCCGCGCGCCGCUGUACGAGCAGGACGCGCUCGCGCAAGCCUUCCUCGAGACCUGCCAGGCGGCGGGCCACACGCUGGUCACGGAUUUCAACGCCCAGACGUCGCGGGGCAACGUCGCGGGCCCGUACCAUUUUAAUAUUGACGAGCGGGGCCGGCGCGCGUCGGCGUACGCAUCACUCCUCGAGCCCAUACAAAAUGCGCCGAACGUCAAGGUCAUCACGCGGGCGACGGCGCGGCGCCUGCGGAAGGACCACGGCCGAGGCGUCGGCGUCGAGUACGUCGUAGACGACGACGACGACGCGGUCGUCGUGCGGCCGCGGCGCGGCGUCGCGCUCGCCGCCGGUGCGCUGAACACGCCGCGCCUUUUGCUCGCGUCGGACCUGGGCGGCCGUCGCGUGGGCCAGAACCUCCACGACCACCCCGUCGUGCCGCUCAAGUUGAGACUGUCGACGGAGGCGUUCUACCGGACGCCGGGGCCCUUCGCCGCCUUCAGCGAGAACGGCGCCGAGACGCUCUGGGCCUCGCCCGGGACGAGCGUCGGGGCCUUCCUCCGCUCGAGCAAGUGCGAGGCGAACGCGCCGGCCGACCUCCAGCUGACGCUGUUCGCGCCGGGGCAGGAAGAACCGCACGCGUCGACGAAGUCUUAGCGGACAAGGAGAAGUCGCGCGAGUUCUUCGUGAAAAGAGACGCCUUGGUCACGGUAGCCUUAUUACGACCGCAAGCGCGCCACUCGAUCGAGCUGAACGUGUCGGACCCGUACGGCCCGCCGCUCAUCCGACGGGGGCCCCAGGAUCCGACGUGGUACCAGCCGCCGCGGUGCCCCGAGAGUUUUUGUAGGACGGACACGGCCUGGGUGGAGGACAGCGACGCGGCCGUGCUGCUCGAGGGCAUUGAUUUUGUUGCGCGCCUCACGGAGACGCCGCCGCUCAACGGCGCCGUGGACGUCGUCGACAAGCCGCCGCCGACGGACGACACGGCCCGCCUGGCCUGGGUGCGCGCGCGCGCGCUCACGAACUCGCACUGGGUCGGCACGGCGGCCAUGGGCGAUAGGAAGGACGACGUCGUUGACGGCGACCUGCGGCUGCGGGACGAGCCGUCCGUCGUCGUCGCCGACGCGUCCGCGAUCCCCGCGAUCCCCAACGGCAACGUGCACACGACCGUGUUGGUGGUGGCCGCGCGCGCGGCGGAGGCGCUCCUGCGGACUUCGCCGCUCUACAACGACUGGAAUUAG